Molecule: messenger RNA, 2746 nt
Organism: Glycine soja
Lineage: Eukaryota; Viridiplantae; Streptophyta; Magnoliopsida; Fabales; Fabaceae
Product: F-box protein At2g26850-like
Exons: 5
Coding region: 1112-2311 (399 amino acids)
Molecular function (GO): protein binding
Source: RefSeq, a predicted model, not a curated record
UCACUUUUCUAUUUAUUACCCAUCAACUGUUUGCUAAAUUGCCUCAGAGAAAGUAGUACAAGGCUGGGAAUUCCGUGAAUAUAGAGCAUAAUUGGGGUGUUGUGAGGUAAGGUGAGAUGAAGGAAAAUUUGUUGGGGGUAAGGAGGUGGAACUUGGAAGAGAGGACCUACCCACCACACCACCCUAAAAACAUUCAUCACCACCAUCAAUCCUUUUUAAUCAAUCCCUCUUCUGUUCAUGUGCACACCACCCCCAAGAAUUGUUGUCCUUUGGCCUUGUUUUGUUUUCAUAUUCUUGGGGUAUGUGUGUGGACCAAUUACUGCCUCCAAUUGCAACUACCACGGAUCUGUUCUAGGAACUAAAUAUUCCCAUAGCAUGAUUUUAUUAUUCAAUUGCCCAAGAGAUUCUUUAGAUAUGGGUCUUUGCAUCUAGACUUACCUUCAUCUUUGUUCCUUUUUAUUAAUUUUUUUUUCUUUCAUUCUUGUCUUGCCAAUCCCAUUUUCCAGGUGUCAAAAAACCUUAUACAGAUCUUGGUGCCCCCACCUCAUUUAGCUUCCUGGCUUUAACUCCUUCUUACUUCAUAGGCCCCAUUGCUACAGAUUCAAUCUUUCAUUGAUUGACAGCUGUUACCUUUGUCUGUACGGUUGUGCUCCUUUUUGUUGUUGGAAGCCAAUUAGAGGGAGAAAACUGUUUCAAAGGCUUGUUAAAUCUUUAUUUUCCUUUCUUUGCUAGUUAUUACUAUAUUAUACUACAUAGUAACAUAACAGUGGUUCAAGCCUUUGAAGCUUUCAAGUCAAGGCAAUUUCCACCCAAGUUCGUCGGUGUGCGUGAUUGUGUACCUUGUUCAAACUUUGAGGUGAGGAGGCCCACCAUUGGGGUUUUGGUGGGGUUUCUUUCAACAAAAGAAACCCCAUCUUUAAAAGGUGUUUGAAGAUACCAAAUUUGCUUCAGUUUGGGUUAAAUAGCGAGGUUUCUUCUUAUAAGCUAUUGCCUUUCCGCAAUUGGCUUCUCCACUUACUCUAUCUAAAGUCUAGCUUCUCUCUCUCUCUCUCUCUCUCUUAUCACAUAUGCCAAAUCCAAUUUUGACCCGCAAAAGACUUUCAAUAUUCUAAUGCUACUUUACUUCAUCACUUGCAUCUCCUUCUUCUUGUUUUUAAAGUCCCUCCUUCUCAAGCCUCUCCCAUCAUGGGCAUCUGAGAUGUGGCUGUUUCCCCUUUUGUUUUCUCAAGAGUUGUCUGUGAGAACAAUCUCCAAGCUGUUCAGGAACUGUUUUUGGAUUGGUUUUCUGUGUCAAAUUCCCAUAGGAAUGUCUUUGGUGAGGAAGAGUCUGACUUCAAGAGUGGAGAAUGUUGAGGACAGCCAUGACAUGUCAGUGUUGGACUUGCCUGAGUUGGCCUUGGAUUGCAUUCUUGAGAGGCUUCCCCCCUCUGCACUGUGUCGAAUGGCCGCUGUAUGCCGGUCCUUGAGGGAGAGGUGUGUGAGUGAUCACCUUUGGGAGAGGCACAUGAGGCAGAAGUGGGGUAGAGUUAUUGGCCCUGCUGCUUAUAGGGAGUGGAAAUGGCAUGUUGCUUCCAAAAGGAAUGUUGGGGGUCUUAAGCAUGGCAGGCAAAAGGGUUUGAUGAGAUUUAUGUCUCUUCGUUGGCCUUUGCAAUGGAUAAGACCAAAGGCUGAUGCAAAUAAUAAUAGCCCCAAGCAGGGGAGCUCUUUGCCUGUUGACUCAGUCAUGAACUGGUAUCUUGCUCUUGAGUCUGGCAAUUUUUGGUUCCUUGCUCAGGUCUAUAACCGUGAGAAUGGUCAUAUUGGAUUCUUGUUAUCUUGCUAUGAUGCUGAACUUAGCUAUGAUCCACAAACUGAUACCUUUCAAGCCAGAUAUCCUCCACAUGGAAGAAGGGCAGGUGCUAGAGAGUGUGGCAUCCCAUGGGAAAGGCUAAGAGCACCUCCUAUUGAUACUUCUCCGCAUGAUCUUCAUUUCUCCGACUGUUUAAAUGAUUUGUAUCCGGGUGAUCACAUAGAGAUUCAAUGGAGGAGAAACAAAGAAUUUCCUUAUGGCUGGUGGUAUGGUGUUGUAGGCCACUUGGAGUCAUGCAAUGGGAGUGAAAAUUAUUGCCGAUGUCAUAGUAGUGACACUGUGGUGCUAGAGUUCAAUCAUUACACUCCUGGCUCGCAAUGGAGGCAGACCACUAUCAGUAGGAAAGACCAUAGGGAGGAGGGGAAUGAGGCUGAUGGAUUUUAUGGUGGAAUAAGAAAGAUUAAGAGUGAGGCGGAGAUUACCACUUGGAAACACCUUUGGCCAUCGGAAGUCUUGGAAUAGUAAGCACUGGCACUGGAUCGGAUCAAAUUCUCUACAACUUAGCAUGAUUUCAAUAUAGAAGCUUUGUUUCAGCAACUGAAGCAUUGACUGGUUCUGCAUUAUACAACCUGAAGUGGACUUUCAGAUAUUUAGGCCAACCCGAUUUUUUCCUGUCCUUUGUCACAUUUUUUUAUGUGGUUUUCCUCAUUGUAAAUUGCUCAUUUACGCACAAAUGUAGAAUAUUCAUUCCACUAUAUAUAGAAUCUAGCUGAUAAUCCCAAAUUAGUAGCUUUGAACUCACAUAGCAAUACAGCUUCUAUCUCAAUCAAUGAAGAUGUAGUUCAGGCAUUAUUUAUGUGCAAACAGUUCAUUAACUAUAUGCAUCGAGGAUGCUCGCUCCCUUUGGCCACUGAAUAUUCUUAUGAUUUUUUAUUGAGGUAUACAUCCUCAGUGCCA